GCCCGCCUCUCCGAAUCCCGGACCGGGGAGUUCCGGGCGGCGGCCUGCUGUACCCUACCCGGUACCGCGCGCCGGACCGCUGAGGGGCGCGCUCCCGGAAGCUGCCCGCCUGCAGGUGGCGUGAAAAGGUAUGGCUGCCGCUGUGCUGCUGUGUUCUGCGCGGGCUCUGCGGAAUCGGAGUUGGAUACCUGGAACCUGCCAGACACAGAUCAGACACACCCACCAGAGAGCUUCAUUGCUGUCCUUCUGGGAGCUCAUCCCCAUGAGAGCAGAACCUCAACGAAAGAAGAAGAAGUUAGACCCUAGAAAGGAACAAGCAGUAAAGGAUCGAUUGAGAAGGAGGAUCCGAAAACUGGAAAAAGCCACCCAAGAACUAGUUCCUAUUGAAGAUUUUAUUACCCCCUUGAGGUUCUUGGAUAAAUCAAGACAGCGACCUCAGGAGGAGCAUUCUCCUGAGGAGAGUGAGCGGAGAGCUCUUCUGCUGAAGAGGUGGGCACUAUAUAAGCAGCAGGAGCAUGAACUGGAGAAGGACACCAUCAAAGCCAUGCUGGAAGCCCAGCAGGAAGCCCUGGAGGAGCUGAAGCUUGAGUCUGCAGAGCUCUAUGCUGAAGCCAUAAAGCGUGACCCCAGCCUGUUCCCCUUUGAGAAAGAAGGGCCACAUUACACGCCACCUAUCUCUAACUACCAGGCCCCUGAAGGCAAGUACAAUGACAUCACCAAGGUGUACACACAAAUAGAAUUCAAAAAAUAUAACUGAACACCGCUGUCCUCAGAACAUGCUGGCUCCAGGAAUCAGGAUGAGCAAGCUGAAUUCUACUUUCCCCAGAUGAGACAUCUUGGUAACAAAUAAAGUAUAAUCAGAAGCA
Psammomys obesus (fat sand rat) is the source of this 866-nucleotide messenger RNA. It is a transcript of the gene Mrpl40, whose product is annotated as mitochondrial ribosomal protein L40. Lineage: Eukaryota; Metazoa; Chordata; Mammalia; Rodentia; Muridae. Gene Ontology annotation, cellular component: mitochondrial large ribosomal subunit; mitochondrial ribosome. Bases 131 to 757 code for a protein of 208 amino acids. The transcript has 4 exons. The record is from RefSeq and is a predicted model, not a curated record.